CCCGCGCCCGCGCCGCCGCCGCCGCGCCCGCCGCGGACGGAGGACGCCGAGCCAGGCGCCGAGCCCUGCGCGCGCGCCUGCGGGGCGGACCUGGACGUGCGCGAGUCCUACUGCGCCAGCGAGUUCGCAGUGAACGGAAUCGUGCAUGAUGUGGACGUGCUCGGCACAGGGAUCCGGCUGGUGACUCUGCUGGUGGACCGGGACGGGCUGUACAAGAUGAGCCGCCUGUACAUCACUCCGGACGGGUUUUUCUUCCGAGUCCACAUAUUAGCCCUGGACACCUCCAGUUGCAAUAAGCCAUGUCCAGAAUUUAAACCUGGCAGCAGGUAUAUUGUGAUGGGCCACAUCUAUCAUAAAAGAAGGCAGCUACCUACAGCUCUGCUUCAGGUCCUGAGGGGGCGCCUCCGACCCGGAGAUGGACUAGUCAGGAGCAGCAGCAGCUAUGUGAAAAGAUUUAACCGAAAAAGGGAUGGGCAAGUGCAAGGAGCAAUUCACACCCAAUGCAUGUGAAACAUUCCAGCCUGGCUCUUCUGGUUCCUCAAGAGACUUGGAUUUCAGCAACAAGACGCGAAAGGCCUAGCAUCACGUCAUGGGGUUUUUCCCUUAGAAUAGGGCACACGGCUCCUUUAUGAACUAGUUGUGAAGUGCUGACUCCAAUCUUGAAGUGGUCACUUUUUUAUUUACACAAUGCUUCUUAAAUGGUAGGCUUCUGAGCUCCAGUGGUAAAGUUAUUCAACUGUAGUGCCAGUUAUUCCCACAGCCCAGAUAACUGACCUGUCCAGUUAACAGAUCACUGCUUCGUGUUGUUUAUGUUAAUUAUUUUAAUUUAAAUACAUUCUUGAGUAGAAAUAGUUCACAAAAACAUUUCCUCGGUUUUAAAUAUACAAUUGUUGAAUAGUUUAUAUCAUGUAUCAAACCAAAUUUUAUACUAAAACCGUCACAUUUUGAAUUCUGUACAUAACAGUAAGUGCACUAGUCAGACGUAGGACAUGUCAGAUCACGUUUAGAUCAAACACACAAGUCACAGCCCAAGACAAGUAUUAAAGCUUUACACCUAAAGAGGACUGAUGGGCUUAAUUCAGGCAAACAAGUGUUUGUUCAAACAAAUGUUCCUGAUGUACCAAAAUAUAAGAUAGUUUAUUUCCAUGCCUCCCUGCUUCAAAAAUCAUGUUUUGUGCCAUACUGGCAGCUAUCUCAGUGCCAAACAUUCUGGGUGUAUCUGAUGUCAUUUUUCUCUUAAGACCAGGUAUCAUGUUUGUGUUUGUAAAGCAGUAAAUCUUGCCUUGAAAUCAGAUCUUGGAUGCAGCUGGUUUUUUAGCUUCACGGACCCCAAAAAGUUUGAGGGAAAAAAAGCAUUUCUCAAACGUACUCCAAAAACUCUGGAACUGAUAUUUAAUAACAGCUUGCAAGCAUGUGAAUUUCAAACAUUUCCCAUUUGGCUUGAAAAGAUUUAAUCACUCACUGACUUUAAUAUUGAUUUUAUACCUGAGUCCACAAAGACGUUACUUUAUUCCGAAGACCAAGCUGUGCUUCAGUUAAUAUGAAACUGUGAAUAAAGACACUGAUAAUCCA
This is a messenger RNA of Sus scrofa (pig), 1572 nucleotides long. It is a transcript of the gene C12H17orf58, whose product is annotated as chromosome 12 C17orf58 homolog. NCBI's taxonomy places the organism in Eukaryota, Metazoa, Chordata, Mammalia, Artiodactyla, Suidae. Gene Ontology annotation, molecular function: protein binding. The record is from RefSeq and is a predicted model, not a curated record.